AGCAUACAACGCGGAGAUGCUCAGCUGCAUAGUGGCGUCGAUUCGCGGUCGAUCUCCAUAUCUCGAAUACAUAUCAUGUGGGCCAUGUCCCUUCCUCGUCGUCCUCUUGGAUACACUCUUACGGGCUUGAACGAUGACGUCGGAUCUUGAGGCAGGGAGCGAGCGAACACCUCUCCUCCAUCCGAACCGAUUAUCCCAGCUUCAGCACGAACAAGACGAAGAAGCCCAAUCGAUUAUUUCAUCCGCUGUGACCAAAGAAGAACAUCAGUUGGCUGGGAGCACGGUGGGAGAGCGAUUGCCAUACAACGAUUAUACGACGAUUGACUGGCUGCAUGACCUGGUCAAAGACUCUUACCGCUUUCGGUACAUUCAAUCCCGCCGGGGUUAUCGCUAUACGCUUCUCUCUCUUUUCGAUGCAUGCUCGGGAUGGAUUGCCGUUGUAAUCAUUGGCGCACUUACCGCUUGUGUGGCUUUUGUCGUUGAUGUCGCCGUUGCCACUGUUUCGGACUGGAAGCUGGGAUACUGCUCGAGCAACCCUUUUCUGAACCGUGAGGGGUGCUGCAAAGAACAGACUCCGCUGUUGUUAAGAGCUAGCUCUGAGUUGAGCACAGAAGAAUGCGCAGCGUGGCAUGGGUGGUCUGAGAGCUAUGGAAAGAGUUUCGCAAUCUACGUCGGCAUGGCUCUAGUCUUUGGCGUAAUCAGUUCAAGCGCGACAAUGCAAACGAAGGGUUCGUUGCCGAGUGUGGGGUCGGACGAGCAGGCGAGUACACCCACGGAUGCUUCGAAGGCGAAUGGCCCGGUUGUUUCGGUUGGGGAGCACAUGAGCGAGUCUUCCAAUUCGAAACCCACGGUCCCAGCAGGCAAGGUCAUGUACAUGGCGGCUGGCUCUGGCAUCCCUGAAAUCAAAACGAUCCUUUCCGGCUUCUCGAUCCCGUCGUUUCUCUCCCUCCGCGUCCUCGUCGUCAAGGCGUUUGGCGCCAUUUUCGCCGUGUCGACGGGCAUGUGUCUUGGGAAGGAAGGCCCGUUCGUGCACAUCUCAACGUGUGUAGGGUACCUUGUUGGCAACCUAUUUCCCAAGUACCGCGACAACGGCCGCAAGAUGCGCGAACUGCUCAGCGCAGCGUGUUCAAGCGGUCUGAGUGUAGCGUUUGGCGCACCGAUUGGAGGCGUUUUGUUCAGCUACGAGGAGAUCAGCACCUAUUUCACCAAAAAGGUGCUGUGGAGGGCCUUCCUGUGCAGUUUGGUCGCCGCAAUGGUCCUCAAGGCGCUGAAUCCUACCGGUACGGGCAAACUGGUGCUCUUUGAGACGAACUACGGCACCGACUACGAGCCCAUACACUAUCUCGUCUUCAUCCUUUUGGGAGUCGCGGGAGGUGUCUUUGGAGGACUGUUCUGCAAGCUGAACUUCAUCUGGAGCAAGUGGUUCCGCUCGUUUUCCCUCAUCAAAAAGAACCCCGUGCUAGAAGUCUUCAUCGUCGUCCUCGCCACGGCACUUCUCCAGUUCCCCAAUCCCCUGACCCGAGAGCCAGGAGACAUCAUCAUCAAGAACCUGCUCGUGGAUUGCAACGACGGCAGCCCAUCAGCACUCUCAUGGGUAUGCCACAACGAAGCCCCCAGCGCCACAACAAACUGGUCAUACAUCGGCUACCUCCUCUACGGCACACUGACCAAACUCCUCCUCACAAUCAUCACCUUCGGCAUCAAAGUCCCCAGCGGCGUCAUCAUCCCCGCCCUCGACGCAGGCGCCCUCUUCGGCCGCCUAGUCGGCCAACUCCUCCCCUCCAUCUCCCCAGGCAUCUUCGCCAUGGUCGGCUCCGCCGCCUUCCUCGCCGGCGUAUCCCGCAUGACCAUCUCCCUCGCGGUGAUAAUGUUCGAGCUAACCGGCCAACUCUCCUACGUCGUCCCACACAUGCUCGCCAUCCUGGUUGCAAAAUGGGUCGCCGACGCAAUCUCCUCGGAAAGCGUCUACGACCUCGCCCAAAACGUCCUCGGCCACCCUUUCCUCGACCCUGACGUCGCCCUGCAAAUCGUCCGCAAGCGAAACAUGACCGUCCACGUCCUCAUCCCGCCCGCCCGCACUAUGCAGGAAAUCACCGUCCACGUACCCCCCUCAAACUGCGUCCCGCACGCCCUCCUCGCGGCGAAACUGAACCAGCUACGUGACAGAGGCCUCAUGGACGCGGGCCUCGUGCUCGUCCAAACACACCAUAAUUCCAGCACGCCCAUCCUGCAGGGCUACAUCGCACAAUCUGAACUGGCCUUUGGUCUCGCGAACCUGGUCCCUGCGUCCCAGGACCCAGAGGCGUUUCAGAUCCGCCUCCUGGGCCACCAGGUCGAUGAUGCGCCCGCGCCGGAAACGCUCGAGGUCGAUCUCUCGCCGUUCGUGGACCGCACGCCGCUGGCGCUGUGUGCCAAGGCGCCGCUGGAAUACGCGGUCGAGAUGUUUUCUAAGCUUGGGUUGAGGUACUUGUGUGUUACUGAGGAGGGGACGGGGGCGCUGGUUGGGGUCGUGCUGAAGAAACGGUUGGUGGGGUUUUUGGAGGGGUUGGGCGAGGAGUGA
This is a messenger RNA of Dothidotthia symphoricarpi CBS 119687, 2560 nucleotides long. Its product is annotated as chloride channel-like protein 3. Gene Ontology annotation, cellular component: membrane; early endosome; Golgi apparatus. Lineage: Eukaryota; Fungi; Ascomycota; Dothideomycetes; Pleosporales; Dothidotthiaceae. Gene Ontology annotation, molecular function: voltage-gated chloride channel activity. Bases 134 to 2560 code for a protein of 808 amino acids. The record is from RefSeq and is a predicted model, not a curated record. The transcript is spliced from 2 exons. Gene Ontology annotation, biological process: chloride transport; transmembrane transport.